AUGGUCGAUGCCGGUGCACCCGGGCGCAGCACGUCCAAGGGACCACCGACACGAUAUGAAGCUGUAGGGACCCACGACGACGACCACGACGACCACGACGACCACGACGACCAUGACGAGUCGUAUGAUUCAGAGGUGGAGAAGGAGGUCGAGUACGGGCUCGCCCGGCCCGGUAGCAAGACAUCCCACGGUCGUCACCACCUCUACCGGCCAGACAACCGGUUCCGCAACGCCACGUACGGCCUGAGUCUCCUGGUCGUGAUCCUCCUGUCGACCAACCUGUACACAUCCCUGACGUACUCCUUCGGACGCGGCUCGUCACCGUGCGACGGCGAGGGGGACAGACCGCCUCAGUAUUUCCAGACCUCACCGCAGCUCUGGGCCGGUCCGACGGCAACGGGUCGGCAGGCGGGCAUGGCGCAGACGCGCACGUUCGAGCCUACGGCGACGUACGUCCCCAACCAGCCUCUCCAGACGGACAUACCGGUCUCCGGUGGGGCCGGGCCCGACGAGACGACGCCCAUCUUUCACAUGAUGGGAUACCUGUCCCCGUACAAGCCGUCUUCCGGCUUCGGCGUGGACGAGUAUCCGCUGCCCGCGGGGGCGGAGAUCGUGCAGGUCCAGAUGCUCUCCAGGCACGGGGCGCGGUAUCCCACCUCCGGAGCGGACGUGGCCGAGCUGGGGAGGAAGAUCCGCGACGCCGGCCACGGCUUCAGACCGAAGGGUGCUCUCGGCUUCCUCGCAGACUGGGACUACGGCCUCGGCCACGAGAUUCUCGUGCCCAAGGGACGGCAGGAGCUGUACGAUUCCGGGGUGCUGCACAGCUACAUGUAUGGGGGGUUGUAUAACACCAACAGCAAGUUGAUCGUUCGGACGACGACGCAGGAUCGGAUGUUGAAGUCGGCCGAGCUAGGGCUGGCCGGAUUCUUUGGACUUGAAUGGACAAACAAUGCCACCAUCGAAGUCAUCAUCGAGGAGAAGGGAUACAACAACUCCCUCGCCGGAUCCCUCAACUGUCCCAACGCAUCACCCAAGGGGACCGGUAAGGAAGCGGCCAGUACCUGGGUCAACACGUAUCUGAAGGAUGCAACCAAACGAUUCAACUCCAUGACGGAGGGAUUCGACUGGACUCCCGAAGACGUCUACGCCGCGCAAAACAUGUGUCCGUACGAGACGGUGGCGUAUGGGUACAGCAAGUUCUGCGACCUCUUUACGUAUGAAGAGUGGCAGGGGUUUGGGUACUCUAUCGACUUGUACUUUUAUGGAAGCAACGGAUUCUAUAGUCCUACUGGGAGAGCCGUGGGGAUAGGAUACCAGCAAGAAGUCAUGGCCCGCCUGCAUAACCACACGCUAGGCUACUCGGGUUCCCAGAUCAACGUCACCCUCGACGACAACAUCGAGACCUUCCCCCUCAACCAGAGCCUGUACUUUGACUUCUCGCACGACACCAACAUCGUCUCCAUCCUGACCGCCUUCGGCCUCCGCCAGUUCGCCCGGGACCCCAUGCCGGCCACCGAGUACCCGGGCCCGCACGCCUUCACAGUCGCCGACGUCACGCCGUUCGGCGCCCGCCUCGACAUCGAGAUCAUCAGGACGCCGCAGCCGCUGUCACCCAACCGCGACGGCUACCUGCGCGGCGGGGAGACGCACUACGUCCACUUCGUGCUCAACCAGCGCACCCUGCCGCUAGGCAGGAGCUUCCCCGAGUGCGACCCCGACAGGAAGGACGGCUGGUGCGAGCUCGGCACCUUCCUCGACGUCCAGGCCGGCAUGGAGGAUCUGGCCCGGUACGAUGACGCUUGCUUCGGGGAGUAUCCUACCGGGAAGUAUGGGGAUUUUACCGACGGAGCUCCGAUCGAAUAG
This is a messenger RNA of Geosmithia morbida, 1863 nucleotides long. RefSeq names its product Pfam:Acid phosphat A. The transcript has 5 exons. Gene Ontology annotation, molecular function: acid phosphatase activity. Bases 1 to 1863 code for a protein of 620 amino acids. Lineage: Eukaryota; Fungi; Ascomycota; Sordariomycetes; Hypocreales; Bionectriaceae. The record is from RefSeq and is a predicted model, not a curated record.